Erythranthe guttata (spotted monkey flower) is the source of this 588-nucleotide messenger RNA. The record is from RefSeq and is a predicted model, not a curated record. NCBI's taxonomy places the organism in Eukaryota, Viridiplantae, Streptophyta, Magnoliopsida, Lamiales, Phrymaceae.
AUGCUGGCAUUUGCACGACAGAGACCAAGAUGUUUAUGCAUCACGUCACGUAGUGGAUCGGUUUCUUCGGUGACACUACGCCAGCCCACAACAUCUGGUGUCAAUAUUACGGUUGUUUUGAGAUACUGUGGUUUUCCGGUUCGUACUUGCUCUCUGAAAGUGGCGGGCCCUGCAACCGGACAGGUGGCAUCAGCAUCUCUGUGUAGUCCUGAUGGCCAUAUGAUUGGAGGUGCAAUAGGUGGUAGUCUUAUUGUAGCGCAGAAUAUUGCCGCAAAAAUGCUGGCAUUUGCACGACAGAGACCAAGAUGUUUAUGCAUCAUGUCACGUAGUGGAUCGGUUUCUUCGGUGACACUACGCCAGCCCACAACAUCUGGUGUCAAUAUUACGUUUGAGGGUUGUUUUGAGAUACUGUGGUUUUCCGGUUCGUACUUGCUCUCUGAAAGUGGCGGGCCUGCAACCGGACAGGUGGCAUCAGCAUCUCUGUGUAGUCCUGAUGGCCAUAUGAUUGGAGGUGCAAUAGGUGGUAGUCUUAUUGUAGCGCAGGAAUUUGGUCUAUUUAGUUUGUUUAUCUGUUUAAAAACGGGUUAG